AUGCCUCGGGGCCCGGAGGUCCCGGUGCAGGUGUGGGUGGACAGCCAGCUCUUCCAGGCAGACCAGGCCUUGCUGGUGGAGCAUUGCGGUUUCUUCCGGGGCCUUUUCCGCUCCGGCAUGCUAGAGACGCGCGCGGCCGAAGUGCGCCUGGGCGCCCUGAGCGCAGGCGGGUUCCGCACCACGCUGCAGGUGCUACGCGGAGAACGACCCGCGCUGACCGCGGCCGACGAGCUGCUGCAGGCGGUGGAGUGCGCCGCCUUCCUGCAGGCGCCAGCGCUGGCGCGCUUCCUGGAGCACAGCAUCACGUCGGACAACUGCGCGUUGCUGUGCGACGCAGCCGCCGCCUUCGGCCUGCAAGAAGUGUUCCACAGCGCGGCGCUCUUCAUCCGAGACGGCGCGUGCGAGCUGGCGGCCGAGCUGGCGCUGCCCGAGGCCCGCGCCUACGUGGCGGCGCUGCGGCCCAGCAGCUACGUGGCCCUGAGCACUCACACGCCCGCCCCGGGUUUCCUGGAGGACGCGUCGCGUACGAUGUGCUACCUGGACGAGGAGGCGGACGCCUGGCGCACGCUGGCCACGCUGCCCCUGGAGGCCAGCACGCUGCUGGCGGGCGUGGCCACGCUGGGCAACAAGCUCUACAUCGUGGGCGGUGUGCGGGGCGCCAGCAAGGAGGUGGUGGAGCUGGGCUUCUGCUACGACCCCGACGGCGGCACGUGGUGCCAGUUCCCCAGCCCGCACCAGCCGCGCUACGACACGGCCCUGGUCGGCUUCGAUGGCCGCCUCUAUGCCAUUGGCGGCGAGUUCCAGAGGACCCCCAUGAGCUCCGUGGAGUGCUACGACCCGGCCGCAGGCCGCUGGAGCUUCAUGUCUGACCUGCCGCAGCCCGCGGCCGGCUCGCCCUGCGCCCAGGCGUGUGGCCGCCUCUUCGUGUGUCUGUGGCGACCGGCCGACACCACGGCUGUGGUGGAGUACGUGGUGCGGGCGGACACGUGGCUGCCGGUGGCCGAACUGCGGCGUCCGCAGAGCUACGGUCACUGCAUGGUGGCCCACCGCGACAGUCUCUACGUGGUGCGCAACGGACCUUCCGAUGACUUCCUGCACUGCGCCAUCGACUGCCUCAACCUGGCCACCGGCCAGUGGACGGCGCUUCCCGGCCAAUUUGUCAAUAGCAAGGGAGCGCUCUUCACCGCGGUCGUGCGUGGGGACACCGUCUACACCGUCAACCGCAUGUUCACGCUGCUCUAUGCCAUCGAGGGGGGCACUUGGCGGCUGCUCAGGGAGAAGGCCGGCUUCCCACGGCCAGGUUCCUUGCAGACAUUUCUUUUGCGGCUGCCGCCUGGCCCCCAGGGGCCUGUGGCCUCCUCUACUCCAGAGCUGUGA
Messenger RNA from Condylura cristata (star-nosed mole), 1377 nucleotides. RefSeq names its product kelch repeat and BTB (POZ) domain containing 13 (gene KBTBD13). The transcript has a single exon. The record is from RefSeq and is a predicted model, not a curated record. Lineage: Eukaryota; Metazoa; Chordata; Mammalia; Eulipotyphla; Talpidae. Gene Ontology annotation, molecular function: protein binding. Bases 1 to 1377 code for a protein of 458 amino acids.